AUGAGGCCGCCUCUGUCGGUGGAGGACAUCAUCACCCGGUUCAGGGAGAUGUGUCAGCCCAUCAUACUCUUCGGCGAGACCGACAUGCAGCGGUACAAGCGAAUGAGGCAGUUGGAGAAGGAGGAUCACGAGGGGAAGAAGAACCCGGACCUCGUGAUGCUGGAAUCGCUCCAUUCCAACUCCCGCACGGCAUUGGAGGACCAGAAGGGCGAUGAUGACGAAGAUGAAGAUGAAGAUGGAGAGAAGAAGGAGGAGAAGGACAAGGCGGAUGACAAGAGUGAAGAGUCUGAGAGCGAAGAGGCCACAAACUCGCCGGGAGACUGGUGCAGAGUUGGAGAAUUCGCUUGA
Effrenium voratum is the source of this 348-nucleotide messenger RNA. Lineage: Eukaryota; Dinophyceae; Suessiales; Symbiodiniaceae. The record is from the annotation of a GenBank genome assembly.